AUGAUAGGACAUGAGGGCAAAGUUUAUGUUUUCGACAAAGUUUUCAAACCGAAUGCCUCUCAAGAGAAGGUGUACAGCGAAGCGGCCAAAGCUAUUGUGAAGGAUGUUUUGGGCGGUUAUAACGGAACCAUCUUUGCUUACGGACAGACUUCGUCCGGCAAAACACAUACCAUGGAAGGCGUUUUGGGCGAUACUAUGUUACAGGGAAUCAUUCCCCGCAUUGUUAACGAUAUAUUCAAUUAUAUUUACUCUAUGGAUGAAGCGAUUGAGUUUCAUAUCAAAGUUUCCUAUUUUGAGAUAUAUAUGGAUAAAAUUCGUGAUCUUCUCGAUGUAUCGAAAGUUAAUCUUUCGGUACACGAGGACAAGAAUCGAUGCACUUUUGUGAAGGGAGCGACUGAACGGUUUGUCACCUGUCCUGAAGAGGUGAUGGAAGUGAUAGAUGAAGGAAAGGCUAACCGUCACAUCGCUGUCACCAAUAUGAACGAACACUCGUCUCGAAGUCAUUCAGUCUUUUUAAUAAAUGUAAAGCAAGAGAAUCAAGAAAACCAAAAGAAAUUGACCGGAAAGUUGUAUUUAGUAGAUCUCGCGGGUUCUGAAAAGGUGAGCAAAACUGGUGCCGAAGGAAUGGUUUUAGACGAAGCGAAGAAUAUAAAUAAGUCACUCUCGGCCUUAGGAAAUGUAAUCUCGGCGUUGGCCGACGGAAAU
Messenger RNA from Medioppia subpectinata, 705 nucleotides. The record is from the annotation of a GenBank genome assembly. NCBI's taxonomy places the organism in Eukaryota, Metazoa, Arthropoda, Arachnida, Sarcoptiformes, Oppiidae.